CACAAGCCGAGAGAAUUCAUGGCGUGAAGGUUUCAUCAUCCUCGAUAUUUUCUCAAAAAUCUUUGUAAUUAAGUGAAUAAUUCCUCUGCAGCUUGUUUCAUUUUCUGCAGAACGUUGUCUAAAUUCGAUUGGUAUUGUGUUUGCCGGCACGAAAGACAGCAAAAUGGAUAAGAUACCUGAGGCACCGGAAGCUGCACAGGCGAAGAAAAGGAGAAGGCGUUUCCGGAAAAAGAAACCAAAAGCGUCUGCAAGUCAGGAAGAGGUCCCACAAAGAGAUCCUUCGCCUAUAAAGCCAUCUCCAGUCGCUCCAGUAGAGAUUGUACCGAAAAUGGAGAAAGAGAAGACACGAGAAGAGAUUUUGCAAGAGAGGAAGAACAAGAAGCUGGAGAAGAAGACUAAGACGACUAAGCCUGAGGUGAAGCCUGAGGCGAAACCUGAAGCUAAUGCACCACUGGGAGAUCAGAAGCCCUCUAGAGAAGACGUUUUGGCACAGAGAGAGGCCAAGAAGCUGGCGAAGCAGACAACUAAGCAGAAGACAGAGCCUGCAGAGAAGACAGAGCCUGUGCAGAAAUCGAAUACUGAUACAGAUUUGGCAAGCAGGAUGGAGCAUUUGACUAUCAGUGAGUCUACAAAGGCUAAAGCCACAACUAAGGCCGAACGGAGGGCCAUUCAGGAGGCACAGAGAGCCGCCAAGGAGCAGAAAUUGAAGGACAAACCAGCGCCGGUUGCUAAAAAUGUCCCUGUACAGAAGGAGUCUCUCAAAAUCUCCCCUGCCACGAAGAAGUCACCCAGGGCAGACACUGUGAGUUCAGGUCAGAAACACAGAGUGAAGCUGUUUAGUCAUCUUUACUUGGAUCACUUCACACAUCCGCCAAAGGUGAGUGGAGAUUUUGAGAUUCACGAGGCGAUUCGCACUCUCGGCGCAUUGUACUCGAAGAUGGAAAUCACGGGCGCCAAUGCGCGAUGCUUCGCCCUGUUGACUAUCAUGAAGGUGGUGAUUAAGAAGUUUAAGACACCGCCAGAGAAGGAAUUCUCACGGUGUCUGGAAAACUAUGUGGGCAGCAUUAUGGAGUAUCUGGAACAGUGUCGCCCGAUGGCGGUGUCCAUGACUAUUGCCAUGAAGUACCUCAAGUGGCAGAUAACGCAGUUGCCAAAGGACAUUGUCCAUGUCCCGGAUCUGGAUAGCGAGGAAGAGGACGAUCCUGACAUUGAACUGAAGAUGAUUCUCUUUGGGAUCAUCGACACGUACAUCAAGGAUCAACUGGACAAGGCGGAUUUGGCCAUUACUUGGGCGGUUCAGGAGAAGAUUGCCGAUGGAGAUGUGAUUCUCACAUUUGGAGGAUCCUCCUUGGUGAAGCAAAUACUCAAGGAGGCACACAAUCGCAGCAAGAAGUUCCGAGUAAUCGUGGCUGAUGCAGGUCCACUUCACGAGGGUCGUGACAUGAUGCGGAAACUCACGGAUUUGGGCAUUGACUGCACCUGUGUCCUCAUUACGGCUGUAACUUUCAUCAUGCAGGAUGUUACAAAGGUUUUGCUAGGCGCCAACUCCCUCCUGGCCAAUGGUUAUGUGAUGUCGCGCGCUGGAACUGCCCAGAUCGCACUUGUGGCAAAGUCUCACAAUGUACCAGUUCUAGUGUGCUGUGAAACCCACAAAUUUAGCGAACGUGUGCAGACGGAUGCUUUCGUGUACAAUGAAAUCGGCUCCCCAGACGAUCUGGUGCCUCCUGAGAAGACUGGCCUCCAGAAUUGGCGUGCAAAUCCCUACUUGACACCUCUGCAUCUGUACUACGACAUAACGCCGCCAGAAUUGGUAACGGCGGUGGUCACAGAAGUUGCAAUUCUCCCAUGCACGAGUGUUCCGGUAAUUCUGCGAAUCAAACCCACAGAGAUUGGGUAUUGAUUGUAAUUCUGAUCGGAAUAAAUCGUUUUUCUUUGCGUGUCAAGAAGCUUGUAGAUCUGC
Molecule: messenger RNA, 1960 nt
Organism: Phlebotomus argentipes
Lineage: Eukaryota; Metazoa; Arthropoda; Insecta; Diptera; Psychodidae
Gene: eIF2Bdelta
Product: translation initiation factor eIF-2B subunit delta
Exons: 4
Coding region: 164-1900 (578 amino acids)
Source: RefSeq, a predicted model, not a curated record